UCUCUAUGUUCUAAUAGAUUACAACUCUUGCUUUUUCUCUUUCCUUGUCCUCCAAGUGAUGAGUGCUAGUUUUCUCUAUGGUCAGGUCAGGAUGCCUCUUCUUGAAAAGGUUGAGCGAGGAAGCAUAUGGAAAUCCGUAGCUUAAUCCUGCCUAAAGGAAACUCAGAAAAUGCUGAAUAAGUUGGCUAAUUUUCCUUGCUACUGUUUUAGCCUGUAUGUGAUUUGUUGCAAUAGCUCAUAUCUCUCUUGAUGCAUUAACUUACAAUCGUACUGCAUGUUUUUAAUUGUAUAUGGAUGAACAGUGUUGUUAUUGGUGUGUUCAUUGGGGUUUACAAUCUACAAGUCCAACUCAGCCAAGACUGGACCUCGCUCCUGCACUAGUGCACUGCAUUUCUCUUGAGUGCGCAAUACAAGCAGAGACCCACGAACGAUUGGUCCAAAGUCCGAACUAUGCCCUGAAACUGAAAGCAACCUAGUACAAGACACUGAUUCGCCCAAGAUUCCCCGCCCAAACAAAGGGUAAACAGCGAACAACGGUGCAUACGUAGCUAGGUGCGCCAAGACCAAUGCAUACGAGAAGGCGAGAGGUCCUUAAACUAGUCGAGUACCGGACCCUGCAAGAAGAAUAUCCAGCUCCGCCACAUACACCUAGCUGUUACCAACGAUGGUAACUAGGGUCAGACUGCCUAUAAAUGGGGCUCCAUGUGAGUACUCGCAAAGUUCGUCCCCGUAUGAUUGCAGGGAACUACUAACUGAAGAUGGAGAAAGCGGUGCUCUGCCUACUCUUGAUCUUGGUGGCCUCACUUGGCUGCAAGGGUGAUCCAGAUAUUGUCACAGGUUUGAUCUCUCAGAAGCGUCAAUCACGAGAGGUUUUCUCUCUCUCUCAAGUACUAAUUAACACUAUCCUUCAUUUUUGAAAUUGCAGAAGGUGACUACGUCAGGAUCAAACGUACGCCUUCUAGCUUGUAUACAUGCAUAUAUACUUGGACAGAGCUCCCUAACUAAUAAAGGAUUAAUAAUAGUCAAUGAAUUAAUCCAGCCUAACACAUUUCCAGGUAGCUUGCUGGCGAUCCUGAUAGUGUUCCCCGUCAUGAUGCUGGCCCUCGCCCUCGCCAUCGUCAAGUACCUGACGCCCAGGGGAAGAUCAGACGAUGAUACCAUUGGCUCGUCCGAUGACGAGAUGAAGGUGCACGGCGGGGAGGUGAUCAACCGGUGGUCGGGGCUGUACAGGUUCACCAAGGCCGAGAUCGAGCGGGCGCUGGACUACGCCAACAGCCGGAUCUACCUGGGCUCCGGCAGCGCGGGGCAGGUGUACCAGGGGGUGCUGCCCAGCGGCCAGCUCGUGGCCAUCAAGCACAUCCACCGGACGGCCAUGUCCGGCUCCUUCACCAGGGAGGCGGACGGGCUGUCCAAGGUCAGGCACCCCAACCUCGUCUGCCUCUUCGGCUACUGCGACGACGGCAGCGACCAGUACCUCGUCUACGAGUACUGCGCCAAUGGCAACCUUGCCCAGAAUCUGCUUAGUAAGAAGGAUCCAUCAUGUUUACUUAAGCUCUGUAGCUAG
Messenger RNA from Aegilops tauschii subsp. strangulata, 1564 nucleotides. The record is from RefSeq and is a predicted model, not a curated record. NCBI's taxonomy places the organism in Eukaryota, Viridiplantae, Streptophyta, Magnoliopsida, Poales, Poaceae.